Molecule: messenger RNA, 381 nt
Organism: Prunus armeniaca (apricot)
Lineage: Eukaryota; Viridiplantae; Streptophyta; Magnoliopsida; Rosales; Rosaceae
Source: the annotation of a GenBank genome assembly
AUGGGGAUUUCAGUUCAGGGCGUGCUGGGCAGGGGAGCAAAGCUUGCUCCACUAGCGAGGUCGAGGAUAGGGCCAUUGGUCGCAAGGGAUGAAGGUGGAUUCAUAGGUUCGAGAAAGGGAGAUAUGGGUUGGUUGCCAGUCGUUUCCCACAGAUGGCAUCAAUCUAUUUGCCCUAAAACUAAAGAGAUAGAGAUAGAGAGCGCAUUUGGGAUGCUCUUAGUACUUAGUUUCGAUGUGGGACUCGUGGGAGUGCCCUCCGAGGUCGACACGAGUCAGCAAGAUAUCAGUGGGGACUUUUCGACAUCCUUUAGUAUAAUUGGCACGGAGUACCGAUCGUUACUUCUCAGGAGCUUCCGAGAGCGCAAGCCGAUCAGCGGGUGA